CUCUCCUUUUUUUUUUCAGUAUUCAGUUCAUUUUUGGCCCCCGUUGGCCUGUUACUACAGUAUCAGUUUUCUCUCAAUAUUAAAUCCCCACACCUUCCCAGAAGCACCCCCACCAAGGCCCUCAACAUAACCCUCCAUUUCUUUUUUCUCUCUCUUCUAUCCUCUUUCUCUUUCCCUUGGUUUCUAGUUAGUGUAGUGUCUUUGGCAGCCAAAUUUAGGUGGAAGGAAAAUGCCAAGUUCAGGGUCAUUUUUGAGGCAGUUAAGUGGAAAAGAAGGUUGGAAAUCAACAUCUUGGAGGUGGGGAGGAGGGAACAGCAAGUAUAACAAUGUUGGUGGGAACAGUUGUGGUGGGUUUGAGACAAGUUUGACUCAGAUGGAAGGGCUUAACAUGUAUGGCAAUGGGGUUGAUAAUGGGUUGGUGUUAAGGAAGAGAGUGAUGGUUGUAGUGGAUGAGAGCUCGCAUUCUAAGCAUGCAAUGAUUUGGGCACUCACUCAUGUGGCUAACAAGGGUGAUUUGCUUACUUUACUUCAUGUUAUUCCCCCAACCCAAAAGACUUCUUAUUCUUCUUCUUCUUCUUUUUCUCCUUACCUUGCUAACUCUCUUGGGUCACUUUGCAAGGCUUGUAAACCUGAGGUUGAAGUGGAAGCACUGGUAAUCCAGGGGCCAAAGCUGGGGACAGUGAUGAGCCAAGUGAAGAAGCUUGAGGUUUCAGUGUUGGUACUGGGUCAAAAAAGGCAUUCUCCAUUUCUAAGCUGUGUUUGUGGGAGCAGCAGCACAGAGGAGUUCGUGGAGCGGUGCAUCAACAAUGCAGAUUGUUUAACCAUUGGGGUUAAGAGGCAAAGCAAAGGCGUGGGGGGCUAUCUUAUCAGCACCAGAUGGCAGAAGAACUUCUGGCUCUUAGCUUAGCUUAAUUUUCCUUUAGGCAACUAAUUAUAUGGUCCUUAUAGUUAAGACAUGUCUAAUAUCAUCAUGUGCAUGCUGUAAUAAUAUUAUUAGCUUGCUGAUCUUAGAUUUACUAUUCCCCUGAUAUAAAAUUAUUACUGUAGUUGAUCUCCAUUGAUAUAAAAAUCUAUGACUUCCUUUGAUUGAA
Molecule: messenger RNA, 1091 nt
Organism: Gossypium raimondii (Peruvian cotton)
Lineage: Eukaryota; Viridiplantae; Streptophyta; Magnoliopsida; Malvales; Malvaceae
Exons: 3
Coding region: 230-907 (225 amino acids)
Source: RefSeq, a predicted model, not a curated record